AUGUCCACUUCCUACUCGGGAACAGUAGUUGGUGUCGAUGUCGACCUUCAGCACGACUUCCCUCAUCCAGUGCGUCCCUCGCGUUCGCCCACACCUAUCGCGCCAGUAUGGUUCACUCCGCAGAUGGCCGAGCUAGAACGGCAAGCUUCACUCUCUGAGUCACCUCCGGAGCCGGAUCAAGUUGCUGAGGCAGAACCUACGCGUCGCUCAAUCACCUCAUCCGCAUUGACGUCUUUACUACCAAUAGCUGCAGCAUCGGGCAUCGUUCGCCCCAACUACGACACACCGAAGAUUUCAUUCUUCUCGCCGUCCGGCAAUCUUAUCCAGCCAGAGGGUAGUUCGACGCCAGGCACUACGAGCGCUUCGGACUUCAGCGGCUCACCCACUGCAACCACAUCGUACUACGAUAACAAAACCACACCUGCAACCUAUCGUGCGUUCCCGACAACGACAUGCCUGCCACCCCCAAGGCCCUCUUUGAGGCCAAUGACCACACCACCCACAUCCUCGGUUCCGCUCCCUAUGCACCUACGUUUCCAUCACAACUACAAACGCCCUGAGCAGUCGCAGAUCGACUCUACGGUUGGCUCCAUAGACUCGUUCAUCUUGCCUGCACCGUUAGUUCAAGGCUGUGACGGCAUAGCGCAAACCGAAAGUCUUGCGCCUUGCUCCAGACCGCGUCAUUCGUACGAGAAGCUGAAUGUACGCCCGCGCUACAAACCUCGCAGAUCAGCUCGAUCAUUCGCCGAGGACCUCAAAUAUGAGGCGAGGUUCCACAGAGCCCGAUUGAUCACGGCCAUCAUCGCAAGUUGCACCUCGUCUGGAAAAGGAAGGGUCCUUCGCAAGCGAAAGGCUGCGAACCGUAGAGCCGCAGCAACCGCAUACGUUAGCAUGCCCCGAAGCUGCGCAGGUGAGGCUACAGCCAGACCUAGAAAGAAACGAGUACACCCCCGUCAACCCACAGCUCGGCGCGAAGUAGGGGUCCUCGGACCGCUUGCCGGGCACAUACUGCGGAUUUGCUUCUGCCAGCCAUACGACGGUGCAGGCAAGACGACAGCCAGCGGCGCUACCAACAAGACGUGCAUUGGCAAGAGCAGCAACCGCACAGCAAACACGCAGAGCGUAUCGAAGAAGGAAAGCCCUCGCUCCAACGCAAACGACGUCGACGUGGAUGCAGCCUUACCCAACGCGCGGGUCGUGACCGGAACCGAACGGAAGGUCAGCAAUACCGUAUGCCAGCGCACCACGGUCCGCAAGGAGAAGAGGCACUCGUCCACCGGCUCGAAUCACCACUCCAGAACGCGCAGUGACAGUGCCGUCAGCGUGGGUGUGGCAUCCAGCACCGCUACCGCGCGUGGCUAA
Messenger RNA from Alternaria ethzedia, 1362 nucleotides. RefSeq lists its product as uncharacterized. Lineage: Eukaryota; Fungi; Ascomycota; Dothideomycetes; Pleosporales; Pleosporaceae. The coding region runs from base 1 to 1362 and encodes 453 amino acids. The record is from RefSeq and is a predicted model, not a curated record. The transcript has a single exon.